CGCACAUUUCAGCCCAAAAAGGCUGCUUUUCUUCUUAUACUCGGGUCCGUCUCGACUUCAAGCCCGCCCAACCUGCUCUCUUUCUUCUUCGUCUCCUUAUAAACAACAGCCGGAUUCGAUGUGAAAGCCCAGUACUUUCUGGUGUUCAACACUACAGCACCUUGGACUCACAAUAACGACAACCUAUCAUCAUCCAGACCAAAAGUGUCCGUCACAACAACCAAUCACAACAAACCAGACCAACAUUAGACAUGGCGUCGUCAACUACUGACUCUCGCCGCAUGCCGCGCAGAGACUCUUCGACGGCCCGUGGCACCCGAAGCCCCAGCCAAAGGCCAAGACUUCUUCGAGCAUCAGCCACCGAGCCCUCUAUCACCACGUCCAAUGCCAGCCGAGAUGCGCUCGCGAACUCGUACUCGUCUCGCAGAGCAACCGAGCUCCUAAGAGUGGCUUACAUCUCAGGUGGCUCAUCUCCGGACGCCCUCACCAGAGCUACCUCCAGAGCUACAUCUCCCAUCUCAACACGGACAUCACCACCACCAAUGUACGAUAGCUUGGGUCGACACUGUGAGCUAUCCUCGUCUCCUAUCAGCAACCCGGAUGGCUUCGAUGAGCUGCGUGAUUCUUAUUCGCAUUCGCAUUCGCAGCGAUACUUCAGCUUCCCAAGUUUUGACUUGUAUGAGUCGCCUCACCAAGAAGAGGACAAAGAGCCACACAUGAAGUCUCCUUGAAAGGCGCGCUCGGAUUCUGGAAGGAGAGAGCUG
This is a messenger RNA of Neurospora hispaniola, 764 nucleotides long. RefSeq lists its product as uncharacterized. The coding region runs from base 252 to 731 and encodes 159 amino acids. The record is from RefSeq and is a predicted model, not a curated record. NCBI's taxonomy places the organism in Eukaryota, Fungi, Ascomycota, Sordariomycetes, Sordariales, Sordariaceae. The transcript is spliced from 2 exons.